Messenger RNA from Quercus robur (English oak), 870 nucleotides. RefSeq lists its product as uncharacterized. The record is from RefSeq and is a predicted model, not a curated record. NCBI's taxonomy places the organism in Eukaryota, Viridiplantae, Streptophyta, Magnoliopsida, Fagales, Fagaceae. The transcript is spliced from 2 exons. Bases 1 to 870 code for a protein of 289 amino acids.
AUGGAAGUGACGGGGUUUGGAGGAAGAGGUGAGUACACCGCAGGGCACAUACGACAAUGGCUUAAGGUGGGCUUAAUAGCCUCCUUAGCCCAAUUCCAUGUGGUAAAGAUAGAAGUUUUCUAUCAUAUAUUGUUGGGAAGGCCAUGGCUACACAAGCAUCGUCUAAUUCCAUCCACCUAUCACCAGUGCGUGAAAGGGAGAUUGAAUGGUAGGAUGAUACGGAUAUCAGCAAACACAUCCCCGUUCAAGCAAGUAGAGGCCCACUUGGUUAAGACCAUGUUCUACGAUGAAUGGGCACCGUAUGGAGAAAGUUCAGUAUCUAAGCCGCAUGGCACUUUUGUCCCCAAAUGGGAGGACAUCCAAGACGACCUAGAACCUGACUUGACGGAGUUGUUGAUGCGAAAGAGAAAAAGGAAAGAAGCCCUGACUUCGGAGCUAGACAAUACGCCACAAUGCGUCAAGCUAUUAAAGGAGUUUAGUGACAUUUUCGCAAGGGAUUACAGCAAGACACCUAGCUUAGACCCAGGGUUGGUGGUACACAUGCACAAUGUGGAUCUUGGGGCCAAGCCUGUAGCCUUGCCUGCCAGAGUGUUCCACAUUGAAAUAGAGGAGCAGAUAGUAAAGGAGGUGCAAAAAUUAUUAACGGUUGGGUUCAUCAAACUGAUUCAACACCCACGGUGGUUGUCCAACAUUGUACCGAUGAAAAAGAAGAACGGGCAAAUACGAUGCUGCAUCGAUUUUAGAAAUCUUAAUCAAGUCUAUCCCAAAGACGAAUUCCCAUUGCCUAACAUGGACUUUCUGAUAGAUUCUGUUGUAGGAAAUGCCAUGUUUUCCUUUAUGGAUGGGUUCAGUAGGUACAAUCAAAUUUGA